Molecule: messenger RNA, 549 nt
Organism: Cooperia oncophora
Lineage: Eukaryota; Metazoa; Nematoda; Chromadorea; Rhabditida; Trichostrongylidae
Source: the annotation of a GenBank genome assembly
AUGGAGGAGGCAGAGAAAGUGAAGGUUGUAGUGAGAUGCCGGCCAAUGUCGCAACGGGAACUCAACCAGGGGCACAAGGUCGCUGUCAAAGUUUCGACGGAGGACAACUCUGUGGUACUGGAGCAAGCUACUGGGAAAGAAGAACCAAAGAGGACGUUUUAUUUCGAUGCAGUAUUUCCUCCUGACUGUGAUCAAAUGCGUGUGUAUAAUGUUGCAGCAAGACCGAUAGUAGAAAACGUGCUCAAAGGAUACAAUGGUACCAUUUUCGCGUAUGGGCAAACAGGAACCGGAAAGACGUUCACCAUGACGGGUGAUUUAGAUAGGCCAGAAUUACAGGGAAUAAUUCCAAACUCGUUUGCUCAUAUUUUUGACCAUAUCGCCAAGUGUCAGCAAGAUACCACUUUUCUUGUUCGCGUCUCUUACUUGGAAAUAUACAACGAGGAGUUACGCGAUUUGCUUGCCAAAGAUGGUCACACGUCAAAUUUGGAAAUCAAGGUACAUAAUUCUGUUUUGAGGUACAUAGUUCGAGCUGUUUGCGGUAGUGGGUGA